AUGUCGUCUGCAAACUCUACUACAUACAUAUACUUUUCCGCAUCAUUUAAGGACCCUGUCGUGGUAAAACUCGUGGCUCCAAAAGGCAUAUUCCUUAUGACACUGUCCACAUGGGUCUCGAUUGGAAGUUAUUCUAACACCGCUGCUCUUGGCGGUGGACUAUGGCAUCAGUUGCUAUCAAUAAAGGUGGUCAUCGGCUUUGUCGUGCAAGUAGUGUGUCCUUAUUUUGGUGUCGUAUCAGCAUUCGCCAUUCAAACGACUGUGCUCGUGUACGCUAUCAUCCCUCCUAUUCCCAUCAAAGUUAUGACCAAAUGCACUGACGAAAUGAGACAGGACACUCCGUUGGGAUCUCAUUUAUCUUGCAGAUGGGACGGUCCGCUCAUGCGCCCUCCUCAGAGACAAGCACUUCUAUCGUACAUUGUUGCUGGUAUAACGGUCAAUGGAGCGAUCAUGGUAGCUCUUACGAUACUACUUUACAACAAGAAGACAUCUUUUCGCAGAACAAAUGCCAUGAUCCACGCAUUAAUCAUCUAUGCAGUUGAAAGAUUUUUCUUCAUCACCGCGGUGGUAUUCUCCCAACUCAUCGGGGCAAGUAACUUGAACGUCAUCGACACAUUAGUGAACCCGGCUGCUCUCUGGCCGCUGGAGUUGAACUUCAUAAUUGGACAAUUGGAGGCAAAUUCUCUCCUCGCCACACUAAACUCGCGUACCCAAAUGCACAGCGCAUCAUCCAGGGACUCAGAAACGCUCUCCGGAAUCAACAGUGUUCGUAUCGGACGCCUGCAAAAUUGGAACCAGCAGCAUUCAAUAGUUGUGGACGUCCAUCCAAGAUUCAAUGUCUCGGCACAAGAGGCUGUUCAUGGUUCUAGGAAUAUCGAAUCUGGGAUGGAUGUGUCCCGCACUGAGUUAGUGGAGAUGAGCGACUUUACCAGAGGGAAGGAAUCGGGGGAGCAUUGA
This is a messenger RNA of Stereum hirsutum FP-91666 SS1, 957 nucleotides long. RefSeq lists its product as uncharacterized. The transcript has 14 exons. The coding region runs from base 1 to 957 and encodes 318 amino acids. The record is from RefSeq and is a predicted model, not a curated record. NCBI's taxonomy places the organism in Eukaryota, Fungi, Basidiomycota, Agaricomycetes, Russulales, Stereaceae.